GUAGGGUUUUUCAUUGGAUGAUAAAGGUUUUAGGCCAUCAUACCCAGCGUAAUCAAGAGUCAAAGUGCAACAAGGAAGCACAUUCACAAUGGAGGCGAUCGGAAUGUUUGGAAAAACUGCUCAGUUUGCAGGAAAAGUUUCCCAGUUGAAUAAUGUUCUGGGCAUGGAUAAUCAUAAAGAUGAUAGUUCUAUAAUGAGUAAGGAAGCAGACGAAGAGGAACCUAUGUCAAGAAAGGAGAAGAAAAAACUGGAGAAGCAAAAACUAGAAGAACAGAGGAAAUUAGAGGAAAUGAGAUUAAAGAAAGAGGAGGAAAGAAAUAAAAGGCAGUCAGUUAGAGCUCAGAUGAGAAACCAGAUCAGAGAGAAGUACAAUCUAAAGGAGAGCGAAAAAGACCUUUAUCUUGCAAAAAGAGCCAGUGCACCUCCACAAGUUGCAAUUCCUGAAUCAGCAACUGUUGUCACUAAAGUGGAGUCAAAGUACAAGGUAGUGACACCUCCUACAAUGGCACCUGCUGAACACCACACUGUACCAGAACAAGAGGCCACGCAAGGUACCAACUCCAAGAAGGAUUGUGUUGUUAUGUAAAUAAGGAAAACUAGGAACGAAAAACUGGAAAAACUUCCAAAUUGUGAUAUCUUCUCCACUAAUUAUCUGCAUCAUCACCGUGUGCAGGUUACUACUAUGGCUCAUAGGGUCUAUGUCCCCCAGGGUACUGCCGGAACGUACCCUGGGUACGGUCCGGUAU
Priapulus caudatus is the source of this 746-nucleotide messenger RNA. Its product is annotated as eukaryotic translation initiation factor 3 subunit A-like. NCBI's taxonomy places the organism in Eukaryota, Metazoa, Priapulida, Priapulimorpha, Priapulimorphida, Priapulidae. The transcript has 3 exons. The record is from RefSeq and is a predicted model, not a curated record. The coding region runs from base 89 to 586 and encodes 165 amino acids.